Gryllus bimaculatus (two-spotted cricket) is the source of this 4052-nucleotide messenger RNA. The record is from the annotation of a GenBank genome assembly. NCBI's taxonomy places the organism in Eukaryota, Metazoa, Arthropoda, Insecta, Orthoptera, Gryllidae.
AUGGGGCUUCGGUGCGAGGAGGUGGAGCGACUCCCGGAACGAGCUGCUGCCCGACCAUUACGGAAGGACUCGACCGAGGAAGCGAUAGUUAGCAGCCUUUAUCUCUGGUUGGGAAGACUUCCUGGGGGAAGGGGCUGGGGUCGACCAGCUCCGGUACCGGCACUUCCGGUUACUCCAGUGCCAGCAAGACGUCCGACAGCGGCGGGUCGACGGCCUCACAGCAGCUACCGCCCUCCCCCCGUCAGCUACCGCUCGCCCUACACGAGCGGCGCGCGCGAGCGCUCCACGUCCCGCGACAAGUCGACGGCGGCGGCGCUCAUCGACAAGUACGGCACCAAGGAGAGCGGCGGCACGGGCGGCAGCACGGGCGGCACGGGCGGCAGCAGCGAGCGGCUGUCGCUGCGAGACAAGUACAACGCUUACGGGACGUACCCGGGCCGCGACGCGUCCGCCUCCCGCGCCGGGGGCUACGGCGCGAAGAGCGCGGCCCAGCAGCAGGAGGAGGAAGAGGAGAAGGAGAGGGAGCGCGAGAGGGAGAGAGAGAGGGACAGGGACGUGUCGUCCGGGUACCGCUCACUGUCUAGGAGGACCAGCGUGAAGGACCGGGAUCUCAGCCCGCCCGACCUCCCCAACGAUAAGCUGUACGGCAGCAACAGUUCCCUCUCGUCGUAUGGGAGGGACUCGUACUCGCGCCGCUAUGGGCUCGGUUCCUCCUACAGCCGCUCCAACAGCCGCGACGCAGGCGACUCGGGCUCGUCGGCGUCGUCCACGCCGGCCACGACGCCCGUGCAGAUCCCAACGUCGCUGCGCUUCGGCAGCAGCACGCGCUACGGCACGUCGGUGCGCAGCCCGGCCUCCGAGAAGCCGCCCUCGGUGUUCGGCGGCGGCGGCGCGGGCGACCGCUACGGCCGCUACUCGCGCAGCUACAGCACCGAGGACAAGAAGCCGUCCGUCUCCGCGCUCACCUCGCCCACCUCCCCCGUCGCGCCGCCCACCGCCAACGCGCACUCCGCCCCCGACUUCACCAAGGCCAAGGCCAAGGCCAAAGACGACAAGGAGUCGUCAUCCUCGAGCGAGGAGUCGUCGACGGAGGAGGACGAGGAGGCGGCGGAGACGAAGCCGGCCAAGAUCUUCAUGACCGUGGUGACGCGCGGCACGUCGCCCACGCCGCCGUCCACGUCGCCCUACCUGCGCAGCCGGCGCGCCGACCUGGCGCGCGUGCUGGAGAAGACGGUGGCCAAGCCCACGACGCGGCCCGACACGGCCGACAAGGAGGUGCAGUCGGACCGCGGCGACGACACGGCGCGCCACUCGCGCUACGGCGGCACCUCGCGCGCCUCGCCCUACCUCUCCGCCUACCUCGACAGGUACGGAGGAAGCUACACGUCGCCAGUGUCUCGAUAUGGAUCGUACACAUCGAGAUAUUCGUCUCGAGGCGAUCGAGAGUCCUCAGUGGCCAGCAGCAAGCCGGAACCGGAACCCGCGAAACCGGAACCGGCGAAGACGGAGCCCGCAAAACCGGAACCGCAGAACGAACCUGCGAAGACGCAAACCUCGAGACCGGAACCUCCGAAAACCCUUUCGCUCAAAAAAACCGAAGAACCAAAGACAGAACCGACCAAAGUUACCACUACAGCGAAUUCUAGUCCUCUGCCUAGUAAGGAGCUAAAUAAAAGUACAAAUAAAUUUCCUGGCACGAAAGCCGAAACAGAGAAAUCUACCAAAGAAGUUAGCAAACCGAAAGAAGAAACUCCAAAAUUACCCAAAGUGCCAAGCAAAGUAGACAUUGCACCUAAACCAGAAGUCUCUACAACUAAGUCAUCUGUUCUCACAAAAUCGGAUUCAACAAAAAAUGUCCCUAGCAGUCCCACAAACAAGUCACCGGCAGUUUCACGUUCCGAUUCAAUCAAGAACGUUCCAGGUAGCCCAGCGAACAAGUCUCCUGUUGUAUCUCGAUCGGACUCAGGAAAAAUAACGCCAGAGAGUUCAGUUACCUCAUCACCUUCAGUUUCACGGUCAGAUUCGAUUAAAAACGUUCCUGAUAGCCCAGCCACUAAAUCACCAUCCGUGUCUCGUUCAGAUUCCAUUAAGAAUCUUGCGGGUAGCCCAGCAAGUAAGUCUCCCUCGGUGUCCCGUUCAGAAUCAGGCAAAAACGUAACAGACACCGCAGUAAAGAAAUCGACCUCCAAGGCUGACUUAUCGAAAACGCCACCGGAAAGUCCCGCCGCGAAGUCACCAAGUGUCUCGAGAUCCGAUUCAACCAAAAACCUUUCAGACACCGGCUCAACCAAAUCCCCUAUCGUCUCCAGAUCCGACUCCAUAAAGAACCUCUCGGAAAGCCCGAGCACCAAAUCCCCCGUCGUGUCGCGAUCGAACUCGUUCAACAAGAACGUCACCGGCAAACCACCAAUCGGCAAACCCGACCCCACCCCGUCAACCGACGCCGCGUCGACUAGUCUCAAAACCAAACCCGCAUCGUCGGAGACGUCCGUCACCAAAACACCCCCGCUGUCGCCGUCGCGUCCAAAAACGAAGGCGGACGCGGCGGAGACGCCGCGCGGCCCAAGCUGCCACUGACUGGCCGGUGCCGAAGCGCGGACGGGGUGUGAAGGGCCGGGUGGCGUCCACGCACGCGCUGGCGGGCAAGGUCCAUGGCAACAAGGACUUCCGCAAAAGUCGCCGCUGAAACGGUGGGGAGAUCGAGGCGGAGGCGAAGCGAUGAUAUGGGGCGCGGGGCGGCGGCAGCGCGGGCGGCUCCUCGCUCAGCUCCAGCGACGCCGAGGCCGCCGCCGGCGACGCCGCCAAGGUCACCGCCGCCGAGAAGAGCGCCGCCGCGCUCAGGCUCAGCAAGUCGCUCUCCAAGCUCGCAGCCGCGCCCAACUUCCUCGAGGUUCCCAAGUCCGCUUCCGGAAGCCCCAAGCGGCAAAGCCCAGUGCGCACCAAAUCGCGGCGCGACCUCAAGAAGAGCCCGUCGCGCUCCCCGCGCCACUCCACCAGCGGCUCCGACGCCAGCGACAGCUCCAGCGACAGCUCCACCGAGACCUCCAGCACGGAGACGUCCUCCAGCGAGACGGAGACGUCCAGCGAGAGCGAGAGCGACGGCGACGCGCCCUCGACCACGGCGCAACCCGUGCGCCGGCGCCAACGCGGCGCCGGGGACGACCUCGCGCUCACGGCCGACAAGCCGCCACGCCCCCCCGGAGCCAACAAGGGGGCCGCGGCGGCGGCGAAGCAAGAGGAGGCCAAGUCCUUCCUGAUGCGGGCGCUGGCGCCCGUCACCAGCUUCUUCAGCCGGCGCGGCGCCGAGGACUCGCCCGACGAGGCGCCGCCGGCGGUGACGCGCGCGCCCAGCAACCAGUCCCUGGGGCGCGCCUCGGACAGCUCCGGCGACGGGGAGAAGCCGCGCAAGCGCCGAAUCAAGCGCAUCGAGUCCGGGGAACGCGCGUGGUGGAUGGACGACGGCGGGGAGGUGCCCGAGGGCGUCGCGCGCCUGCAGAGCAACAAGUCCAUCGCGCGCCUGGCGGAGGCGGCCGCCGAGCUCAGGAAGAGCACGGACAGCGUGCCCGGGCUGCCGCGCACCGGCAGCAACGCGUCGCUGCGCUCCUCCGACAAGGAGGACGCCGCCCCCUCCGCCGGCAAGGCCAUGCCCGAGGGCAUCGCGCGCCUGCAGAGCAACAAGUCCAUCGCCAAGCUGGCCGAGGUCGCCGCCGAACUGCAGAAGAGCGACAGCAAGGGAAAGUUCCGCAUCAAGAAGAUCGAGUCCGGCGAGCGCGCGUGGUGGAUGGACAGCAGCGCCAACAUCCCAGAGGGCGUGCAGCGAAUCCUGAGCAGCAGCAGCCUGGCCGCCGCCAGCGCCGCGGGCAGCGCUGCCGGAAGCGCUGCUGGAAGCGCUGCGGGCAGCGCCGCCAGCUCCGACAGCGAGAAGAAGCCGCCGCGCAUCCAGAAGGUCCGCAGCAGCCGCUCCGUCGCCAAGAUGGCGGUGCAGCAGGCCGCCGCGGCCGCCGCCGCCGCCAACGGCGAGGCCGACGAUCGGCCGUGCCUGUACCGCAUCC